This is a messenger RNA of Fusarium poae, 636 nucleotides long. RefSeq lists its product as uncharacterized. Bases 1 to 636 code for a protein of 211 amino acids. Gene Ontology annotation, biological process: double-strand break repair via homologous recombination. Gene Ontology annotation, cellular component: chromosome; cytoplasm. Lineage: Eukaryota; Fungi; Ascomycota; Sordariomycetes; Hypocreales; Nectriaceae. The transcript has a single exon. Gene Ontology annotation, molecular function: four-way junction helicase activity; 3'-5' DNA helicase activity; nucleic acid binding. The record is from RefSeq and is a predicted model, not a curated record.
AUGAGAGGGCAGUUAAAGCAGAUGAUGGGCGAGUCAGCCGAGUUUCGAGGGUUGCAGGAGGCCGUAAUCCGAACCGUGGUGCGCGGGGAUGGGCCGAUUGUGCAGAUAACGCCGACCGGAGGUGGCAAGAGUUUGACAUUCAUGUUGCCGGCGUUUUGCACGCCGGACGGCAUGACAAUUGUGGUGACGCCGUUAGUGGCAUUAGAGAACGACAUGGAGGAGCGGUGCAGAAAGAUGGGGAUUGACGGAUAUGUGUGGAAGAGCCGGGGAGUGCAACGGGGUGCAUCAUUGGUGUUCGUGACGCCGGAAUCGGCCGUGACGAAAGGGUUCCGAUCAUUCGUGGAGAGAAUGCAUGGGCAGGAAAAGUUAGACCGGGUCAUGGUGGAUGAGUGUCACACGGCAUUGGAGUGGACGAAAACAUUCCGGCCGCGGAUUGGGCAGUUGGGGUCAGCAUUACAGGAGUUCGGGUUACAGGUCAUUUGUUUAACGGCGACAUUGAAGAGGACAGAAGAGCGGUUGUUAUAUGCACAGUUAGGGUUUGAAGCCGAACGCGUGCGUUUAUUCCGAGAACGAACGACACGGCGGAAUAUUGAGUACCGGGUGGAGAUCAUUGAGGAUAGGGAGGGGAAGGAGUAG